AAUUAAUGAAAUUGACCACGCCCCCUCCGCCCCAUAAUUUUUUAGCGCAGCGCUAACGGACUCCGAGCUCCAGCCCAGGCUAGGCCAGGCCCUCCGAGCCGCCCGACCUGCCCGCCCGGCCGGCCGCUAGCUCGGCCGCGCCGCGCCGGGAUCCGCGAGAGCUAGAGCUAGCACAAAUGAUUCAAGGAGCUUGGAAGUGGGAGUAGGAGUGCCGUCGCAGAAAUUGGAAAACUCAGCUUUUGUCUCUCUUUCGAAUAAAUUAUGGAGUUUAAAGUCGUCACACUGAAUUGCUGGGGUCUCCCAUUCGGCAUCAGUAAGGACAAGAGAGAACGAAUGCAACACAUCGCCAAAGAAUUAGCAACAGGAGCUUAUGAUAUCGUGUCCCUUCAAGAGAUCUGGGUCAUGGAGGAUUAUGAACUUAUAAAGUCUGCAGUUGAAAAAGUCCUCCCAUACAGCUUCUACUUUAGAAUGGGUAUGUUGAAUGGUGGACUCUGCACAUUUUCAAAAUGGCCGAUCGUGGACACGUUCUAUCACCCCUACUCACUGAAUGGAUAUGCCCACAACGUUACCAUGGGGGACUGGUACAUCUCGAAAAUGGUGGCGCUGUGCAAGAUAGAUGUUGAAGGGAUGGCUGUGAAUGUCUAUAAUACCCAUGCCCACGCUCUUUACGCUCCGUCCAACAUUCCUGAAAAGGACGACUUCCUGACGCAUCGAUUGACCCAGCUGUAUGAGCUCAGCGAGUUUGUAAGAUUAACUUCCGGGGGAGCUGACCUGGUGCUUGUGACGGGCGAUUUUAAUUCAGAGCCAUUCUCUCUCGCUACCAAGCUUGCUAUCACAAAUGCUGGAUUACAGGACGCUUGGGAGACAAGGGGAAAUAAAGAGUACACGGAUGGAAUGACGAAUGAGAGAUCGGACAAUCCUCUUGCCAUGUCCCAGACUCUUUACUACAAGGAAACUGAUGACGGAGAAAGGAUAGACUACAAUCUCUACCAGUCUUUCGGUCCCUACACAGCCAGGUGCCUUAAAACCACUCUCGCACUUCGGAAGAUUCCGGGUUCAGAUUUACACUAUUCGGACCAUGAGGGCGUCCUGUCAACAUUUUAUAUCACACGGUUACAAGACAACCAAGGUCAAGGAGAUGGACCCGACCACAAUUCAAAUGAAGAUGGCGAUGUGUCGCCGCGGCAACAACUUCCGAAACUCCUGAAAGAGGCCAUCAUGGUUCUCUCAAAUAACAUUGAGAAGGUCAAAUCAGAUCAGAUGUGGUCUCGUCUCAAGGCUCUCUUCUGCUUCUUCCUUCUCCUGCUCUCUCUGUCGCUGGGGGACGUCAGUCCGGUCCUGUCUUUCAUCUGGACGUGCGGUAUGACGCUGCUUACCGCGUUCUAUUUCUGCUUUGGAUUCAUCGUUAAGGAAUGCGAGAACAAGACGGUAACGGGUAUCAUUGAAAGCAUGAAAGUUCGACUAAGCGUAGUUGAGAAGAGAAAGAUGUUAAAUGGGAAGUGAACAGGGGAAGAUAAAUUACAAGCGUUCCAUUCAUUCAUUUUGGUGCUAAUGAUAUGGGGAUUAUUUGUUUUCGUGAAAAGAUAUUGGCCCGAAUUCACAAAGGUGGUUUUGAAAACCCACGGUUGAGUCCAUGGUUUAUGCAGAUUUCCUGUAUAAAUUACGCUUAAUUUAGCGCGUAUCGGGCGCGUGUAUAAAACAUGUCCAAUGCUGAUGCGCGCUUUUGUCACAGUGCGCCAAAUUGACGCCUGUUACCAUGGUUAGAUACGCUAUUUUAUUCAUGAGUCCACUGUUUGAAGAGUGGACAUGUUUUAUACACGCGCCCGAUACGCGCUAAAUUAAGCGUAAUUUAUACAGGAAAUCUGCAUAAACCAUGGACUCAACCGUGGGUUUUCAAAACCAUCUUUGUGAAUUCGGGCCAACGGGUCUGUUUUGUAUAGAAUUACAAAUAUGGUAACUUUGACAUUCUGGUAACUACCAUGGUGACAAUAGCUAUAAAGCAACCAAUAACAAUCGAGGUUACCAUUGUAGGUGCUAAUAAUGGUAAAAUACCAUAAUCGUAACUUUUUAUAAAAUUUGUCCAUGGUUACUAACUUUUUUAUUGGUAACUUUGUGUGUGAUUCAUAAUUACUACUAGAUUUUUGUUUUGAUUCUUGUGUGGUACCAGUAAUAUGUUUUCAGUUGUGAAGUAACCUUGAUGGUCAGUGGGUUAAUGAUGGCCUUGUUUGUGUCUUUUGGUAAUUCUUAUUGCACACCUUCAGAGAGAACAUUAAGCCAUUAGACCUCUGGUUGAAGCAACUAUCUUUCUGAGUGAGAUCAGGGAGAUUAAUCUAGCAAUCUAUAUAGUGACAGUAAAACAGGGUAUGAUUUUUUUACUGUUCACAGUACAUUGAUAUGUUUUAAAAUGUAAGAUAUUCUACAAUUUGAAAGGAAAGUUUUUGUUCACAUUCUUCAUCACAAACUUUUUUUGUAUUUUAGUUUAUUUAAGGUAGUAUUUCUAAAUAUGAAUUAUAAACCAUGUAAAUAUUUGGAUUUAUUUCGGUGGUUGAAUGGUUAAAAACAGCAAAAAUAGCGAUGGUUUGUACAAAUGUACAACAAGUAAAUAGCACUGUACCGUCAUUAUUUACAUCCCACGGCGGGGCUAGCUAUAGCUAGCAGCCGACACUGCCACUCUCGAUGAUCGUCUGUGGCCAUGGUAACAAAAAAAUAAAAAGGGCACGAAGUUCAACUUCAAUAAAAUAAUUUGAAGACCAACCAAAAAAUUACUUUUUUUCUUUCCAGGGCUCUUUUUGGAGAAACUUAAACAUUUUCCAGGGCUACUUUUUCAUUUUCCAGGGCUACAAUUUUAAAAAAUAAAAAUAAAUAAAUAAUAACCUAAUACUUUUUAAUAGAUCUAGAUCUAAUAAUUAAAACAAAAUCAUAUUUGAAUUUUCAUUUAAAAGCGAUCCCAAAAAAUUACAUUAUUUUACAAGUUUCUACAAUAUGCGUACCAUAUGCUGCUCUGUGUCCGUCGCUCUGACCAUGUCUCAGAACAGAAUACUUCUUGGUAUUCUUUGUUCCGACCAGGAACGGAUCGGUGGUGACUGCGCCCCUGUUGUUGGCUGAAGUUUUUUCUUGAUACUCACGACAGGCGACGCAGUACACCUGCAGAGCUCCCCCGGCGGGACGGGCCGUUCCAAGCCAAUCGAGGCCCCACGACUUCACGGUCGAUUCAUGGAUAACCGGCUUUUUUUUCCUCUUAGCCUGCGGGGCAUCAGCUGCAGCUGGCCUUUCUUUAGUUCUGGCAGGUGUUGUUGCCGUACCAGGCCGGAUAAGAAAUCUAUCCAUUCCGAUUUCCAAAAUGAUUCAAUCCAAAGUACCAAACGCGAAUUCGAGCUAGUUACAAUUACGAAAUCUAUCUAUAGAGUAGUCUAACAGAGCUAGCUAAGAGCAUGCAACACUACAGUAUAGUACAGUACAUAUAUAUAUACACGGUAGCUA
Messenger RNA from Lytechinus pictus (painted urchin), 3480 nucleotides. RefSeq names its product putative neutral sphingomyelinase. The transcript is spliced from 7 exons. Gene Ontology annotation, molecular function: sphingomyelin phosphodiesterase activity. NCBI's taxonomy places the organism in Eukaryota, Metazoa, Echinodermata, Echinoidea, Temnopleuroida, Toxopneustidae. The coding region runs from base 262 to 1503 and encodes 413 amino acids. The record is from RefSeq and is a predicted model, not a curated record.